CAGGAAGAAGACGCCCAACCGCUCACUGAACCCAUUAUACAACCGGUUCGGCUCAAGAAGUUUUCACACGAAGUGCAAGACUUGCCCACAACUGUCUAUGACUUGGAAUUUAUGACGGAUCUGAUGGACAGCACAGAACUGAUACGAAACGUUGCAUUUGUUGGUCACUUACAUCACGGAAAGACCGCAUUCAUCGACUGUAUUGUAGAGCAAACACAUCCAGAGCUGAAGACCAAAGAAGGAAAAGCGUUUCGUUUUACAGACAUCUUAUACACAGAACAAGAGAGAGGAGUGAGUAUUAAAUCGACGCCAAUAACGGUUGUGAUGCAAGACUUGAAGUCCAAGUCAUACCUAAUGAACAUAAUGGACACUCCGGGUCACGUGAACUUCUCCGAUGAGGUGACCGCCGCUAUCAGACUAUGCGAUGGUAUUGUGCUGUUUGUGGACGCGGCUGAAGGCGUUAUGUUGAAUACGGAGCGACUGCUCAGACACGCCGUUCAGGAGGGUCUGGCCAUCACUGUCUGUAUCAAUAAAAUCGAUCGUUUGAUACUUGAGCUCAAACUUCCGCCGAAUGACGCCUACUUUAAGAUCAAAUAUAUUUUGGACGAAAUCAAUAGUCUUAUUGCGUGA
This is a messenger RNA of Medioppia subpectinata, 630 nucleotides long. The record is from the annotation of a GenBank genome assembly. Lineage: Eukaryota; Metazoa; Arthropoda; Arachnida; Sarcoptiformes; Oppiidae.